Molecule: messenger RNA, 4067 nt
Organism: Xiphophorus hellerii (green swordtail)
Lineage: Eukaryota; Metazoa; Chordata; Actinopteri; Cyprinodontiformes; Poeciliidae
Product: chromobox protein homolog 2-like
Exons: 5
Coding region: 58-1533 (491 amino acids)
Biological process (GO): negative regulation of transcription by RNA polymerase II
Cellular component (GO): PRC1 complex; heterochromatin
Source: RefSeq, a predicted model, not a curated record
CCAGUAGGGAUGAGCUACGGGGGCCGGUAGAGUCCAGACCGCGCGACAGCAGCAGUGAUGGAGGGGGUAACGGUGGGCCAGGUAUUCGAUGCUGAGUGUAUCCUCAGCAAACGGCAGAGGAAGGGAAAGUUCGAGUAUCUGGUGAAGUGGAGAGGCUGGUCUUCCAAGCACAACAGUUGGGAGCCUGAAGAGAACAUUCUGGACCCGAGGUUGCUGGCAGCUUUUCAUAAGAGAGAACAAGAACGGGAACUUCUGUUUCAGAAGAAAGGAAAACGGCCCAGAGGACGACCCAGGAAAAUCCUGCCUCCACCUGCUGACACCAAGGACAGCCAUUCCUCCUCCUCUUCCUUCGGCCUCUCAUCCGAGCCCUCCUCUUCCUCCGAGGAGGAUGACGACGAUCAUGUGAAGAAGGCCAAGCAAAGUCCUCGUAUACACCCCGUGCCCCAGAAGCGGCCUCAGAUCCUGUUGGCCAAGCCCGAUCCGCCGCAUAAGAAGAAGCGUGGGAGGAAGCCACUGCACCCGGACCUGAAGGCAUUGCGGCAGGGAAAGAGUCUUCCUUCUCCUCCACGCCACCACCAGCCAAUCAGGUCGCCCAGAGAUGAGCCACGGCCCGGUGUGAAGAAGCCCCUGCAGCCGGCCAGCUUCACCUACCCUGGGCUGAGCCGGAGCUCCAGAGAGGAGGGCGCCUCCUCCUUCUCUCAGAGCUCCACUUCCAAACCCGGAUCCCUUAACUGCGUCUGGGCCGGCCGCUCUCUGUCCGCCUCGUCCUCCCACAACAAAGGCAGUCCGUCACAGAAGCCAUCUGAACUGCGACGCGCCGUCUCCGAAACAGGAAGCGUCAGAGCGGACGCCUUUAAAGGAUCUGCUCAGAAACCAGCGCCUCUCGGUCUCCACAGCAGCUUUGGAGGACAUCCGAUAGCGGCGCAACGCCCCCCGCUGACCCACAGAAGGCAUGACAACGUGGGCGGUCAGUCUGGCUUGGUUCAACACAAACAGCAGAACUCUAGUUUCUCCAAACAGUCACCUUCACCAACGCCCAGAGAGCGGACCAGCCAGGCGUUGAAUCUACGAGCGCUCAACCUGCAGAGUGUCGGUAAGCUUCCGGGAAGCGGUGGUUUGCAAGGGGGUUCACGCAGCACCGGUGUCAGCAAAGGAACCACAGCCGGUGGGCAACGCUCUGGGUCCGGUGCCGCAGAACCUGGACGGAGCAGAACGCAACCCGCAGGAGGCAGCAGGCAGGAGGAGCACAAACACGGGUCUAGCUCUCAGAACCGCAACCUGAAUGAGCUCAGCACCGGCGAUUCGGACGAUACCAGCAGCAGCGAGUCGGAACACGACCCCUCAUCGUUUCCCGGCGACACGAGGCCGAGCGUCAGCAGCAACACCGCCGAGUCGGACACGGAAACGGACUGGAGGCCGGCAAGGAGCCUCAUGGAGCACGUCUUUGUAACUGACGUCACGGCCAACUUCAUCACGGUGACUGUGAAGGAGUCGCCAACCAGCGUGGGAUUCUUCAACUCCCGGAAUCACUAAAAAGAAAGAAAAAGACCCGGAAAUCUCGUUUCAGCCCCUGCUGAGGAAGGAACUUUGAAUAAGUUUUUUUUCCAAGUCAAACCGCAGUUGGACUCUGAUCAAGUCUAACGGAGGAGCUUAUGAAGGUUUGUUUGAGGUUGUUGGGUUAUUCUUUACAACCAUGCUUGCGAUGGUUGAGGGGUUUCUCAGUCCAUCAAUGGGAAAACUUGGAAAAUCUGGUCAGGUUCUAGACUUUGGAGGAGUCUGGGCUGCUCUGAUAUGCUGAUAUUUUGUUGCUGACAGCAGUUCUAGGUCGUGGAGAGGAUUGGAUCAGUCUGUGGUGUGUUUCCGCCCUUAGUUAGGUUUUAUCUGUGAUAUGCCUUGAGAAUGGGUGAGUAAAAGAAGUAAUAUAAUACUUAAUAUGCCAUCUGGAACUCUAUAUUGCAGUUCUCAGUUCAUGUCAGCAGGUGGUGUUGUUUUGCAAACCUAAAGCUGGGAAAUAUUAACUGAUUAACUCCAGCCUGUUUUGUUAUUGUAUAUAAGCUGAAGCUGUAGCAUCAGUGAAACUAAAUCAUGUCCUCACAUCAGCUCAGUAAUCACUCAUCUUCACGGUUGUUUCCCUCUUGUUUUUUGGCUUGAGCUGUUAUCUUCAUGACUGUAUUUAUCAGCUUCUAGUCUGUUUUCUUUCCAAUCUGUGAUCUUGGUCUCCAUUGUGGGUUUUUCAGGCUUUCUGCAAGACUUACAAGUACUGGUACCAGAAGGUUCCUUACAUGUCGUUAGAUGGCCAGUAAUCUGUUGUGUGGCUACAAAGGAGACCAGAUGCCCAUAAAGCUUGACACUGUUUGGUUUAAUGAUUGUUAGUAGCUCCAGGUCAGUUUGCUCCUUCCCCAGUUCAUACCCAUAUACUUAGUCAAUGUCAUGUCAGUUCAUUGUAGUUAAUUAUUUAUUCUCAAUAAUGAAGAUAAAUUAUCAUAAAAAUGCUCAACUAUAACUUAAAGGUGGUAUUAUCUGAAACCUUCAAGUUCUACUCUAUUCUCAUUUAUUUUGGUUCUUUAUUUCCAUUCAUGAAAACUGCUAAAUACAAAUAAUGGUGAUCUGCUGUUAGAGAUUUACUGGAGAUGUACAAUCACGUUUCCUUUCUGUGAGCUGGGAGUAGAUUAUGCAAAAUAACCUCUUUGGCUGGCAAAGCAGGUACAAAACAUCAACCUGGCUGGUACAAGUUGAUGCCAUCUCAACACAAAACAACCCAUACCCGCUCCCUUUUGACCUGAACUAGUUGUGUACGAAAUGACCGGAGCAGCGAAGGUACUAAAUGGCGAAGAGGUGAAACGACCAGCAAGCCAUCUUUGUAGCAUUCACCACUCCGUCUCUUCUGACUUCUGCUCGCUGUAAGGCCAACUCACGUUGGGCGUGUCCCUGCUUGAUUUGUUCGACUUUGAGGUGAAAUAUUGAACCAGGAAAUUCUUAUACCAUAAAGAAAGUCUUCACCGGUUUAAUUAGGGACAGUCAGGGAUUCUGAUGCAUUUUUGCAGAUAUUAUUUUGGUGUUAAUUUCAAAGUAAAAGAAGUCAGGUGAUCUUGCCAUUUAAAAAAAAAAAUACUUACCUCUGACCUGGAUCAUCAGUGAAGGAAACCUUUUAGCUUCUUAUAAAAAUUUAAUUUGGCUCAUUCCUAAGCUGAGCUUUAUAUGUACUUGAAUGAAAUAUCUGUAUUUUUGUUUUAAGGACUUUUUUUUUUUUGAGAAAUCACCCCAAAGAAGCGAAUAAUGGUCCUUUAAGCUUUCUGUAAUGACACUGUUUGAGAUGUAUCUUCUUCCAUGCCUCUUUUAGGACAAACUGUUUGAAAAUGAUUAUUUUCAUUUCAAACUCAGUCUUUUCUCCUUGAUUUGAAUUGAAUCGGAAGGAUCUGACUCCGGUUCAAUGUCAGCCGCCAUUAAAGUACAACAGUCUGUGUUGAAAUAGGAUUUUGUAAGAAUCUACUGUCAGCAUGUAGACUCUAGAAACCAUCAGAUGGACGUUAUUAACUCUUCUGCAGGUCCUCAGGUCUCAGCUGGACUUCCACUGCCACCUCCCAGCUUCCCACCAGCGAUCUGUUCAAACCUUCCUGCUCCUCUCCAGAGUUUGAUUCUAGACUCUCGCUUUUAUCCUGGACCUCAUUUUUUUCUAUGUCUGAGCUUCUCCUGAAGAACUCCCAUCGGAGUUCUCUGUGUUCCGUCUUUGGACCAAAGGUGUAUUGAAUGUGAACUCUUUUGUUCUGACUUGUAUCGUGGACAGUAUCUCCCGCACUAAGCACAGUACAGAUGUAAGCUGACGGAAACGUCCCAGUAUCACUUAAACCAGUUUUGUACCAUUUGUAAUACACACAUCGUUGCAGUGUAUUUUGAAUUUGAAUUAUGUGUUAUUUAUAUUUGUAAAUACGUGGGGGAUUUUUUUUUUUCCAUGAUGUGAUAUCUGAUAUGGAUCUGGUGCUCAUGUCGGCUGAUUAGCUUCAGAUUCCUUGUAGCCUGUGUGCCUCUGCCGUCUGAAGGAUUCGGGAAAUAAAGCGUAACAACUGGUC